Cryptococcus amylolentus CBS 6039 is the source of this 2834-nucleotide messenger RNA. RefSeq lists its product as hypothetical. Gene Ontology annotation, molecular function: magnesium ion transmembrane transporter activity. Gene Ontology annotation, cellular component: plasma membrane. The record is from RefSeq and is a predicted model, not a curated record. Bases 499 to 2598 code for a protein of 699 amino acids. Gene Ontology annotation, biological process: magnesium ion transmembrane transport; intracellular magnesium ion homeostasis. Lineage: Eukaryota; Fungi; Basidiomycota; Tremellomycetes; Tremellales; Cryptococcaceae. The transcript has 7 exons.
UUCUUGGUAUCCUCUCCCACUUGUUCAUUCUUCUUCUACCCCUUCUCCCCUAUCCCCUGCAGCACAAGGACACCAGCGGCCACAUCCCUGCAUCUCCUUUCCCUCCAAUUUCAACCCCCGCCCGCCACCAUGCCCGACCGCAGCGGCCCUACCUCCCCUCGCAUCGCCAUCGAUCCCGCUCAGCCCCAGCCCAGGAGCAAUGUCACCUCCCCCAACAACCCCCUCACGCCCUCCAGGACCGCCCCUGCUGGCAGCAUCACCAUCCCCCACCGCAGCUCCAUGAGCGGAAGGUCCUACCGCCCCGACGAUCCGGACGCAAGGGAGAGGCAAACCCAGCAGGACAUUGAAUCGGCGUCUGCCAUGAGCAUGUGUAAGCUUUCAACCUUUGUCAUACAGAAGGUCGUGUACAAAAGAUUUUGGGGCUGAUAUGUUCUUUGCUUUGCGGACGCAGCUCGCGCACGUUCUGGCUCUAUCAACCACCCUGACAACAGCCCGCCCAUGGCCCGCCCUUCCCAAAUGCACUUUCCGUCCACUUCCCCUAUCCAUGAGGGACGUUUCCCCAUGCUGUCGGAAGCUGAAGAGGCCGAGAUGGACCGCGCCAGGCGGCUUCAUGGGGGACGCGAUAACGAGUCUGACGACGAGCAUGGCCAUGGCGGACACUAUCACCGUCACGUAGAAGAGCGGGCGGAGGAAGACCAUGGGAGAAGAGACAGCAUAGGCGAUGGCAGUGGGUACGACUCGCACAGCCGUCUUCUCAACCGCCGCGGGUCUGAUGGCGAUAUCCACCAUAUGGACCGCGCCCGCCACCUCGACCUGAGCCAGCUCGGCGGGCACGGCAUGCGCAACACAUUCGAUUUUGCGGCGAUGGAAGAGUUUGCAAACAAGGAAAAGGAAAAUUCGUUUGCGGCUGAAGGAGCGUGGGGUGCUGGGAACGACGGGCCGAGGCGAAGGAGUGUGCCGCACACUGGUGCCGGGGCGAGUGAUGAGAACCUGACUCAGCCAGGGAGCUACGAUACGGCUCUGGAUCGGACCAACACCAUGUCUGCGUUCGGGGAUGAGCCAGACAUUGCCUUUUCUCCCGAGCGAGGUCACCACGACAAUCACGCCCCCACAUUCCAACGCAGGCGCCAGCGAAAACUUUCGCAGUCCAACCCGGUCUUGCGGCAGAAGAAGCUCGCUCUCUUUGAAGGGUUCGGGUCGAAUGGUGUCAACGAUGGCGAAUCGGUUCCUGAAGGUGCUUCAACGGCCUUCAAAGCCCCACGUCAAAAGACUGGCAGCUUUGCGCCGUACUCUGAUUCAGCGCCAGGCCACGACCGUCCAUACCGAUUCUCCUUCUACUCCAACGCCAUGCCCGUCACUAUCCACGCUCGCAGCCUCGCAGAGCUUCCCGCCGAGGGCCAAAGCUUUGAAGACCUCUUCAAGGGGCGCAACCUCAGCGGACAGGCGACACCGGCUGCCAACCUCGACACUGGAGCCCGCGCAGUCUUGUCUGAAACGCCCUCCAAGACUCCGGCGCCUCCGGUAGAGCCGAGCACGGCGGCAUCGGGCAAGACGCAGCCGAGUCUGUUGACAAAGGCUGUGGGGGCUGCUAUGGCGCAGCAGGGGACUGGUGGGCCGGGGCCGGGGGUGGAGGAUGAUGAUCCCGAGCAGUCGACUUGGUGGUUGGAUGUGCUGUCGCCUACGGAUGAGGAGAUGAGGCUCUUGUCAAAGGCAUUCGGUAUCCACCCCUUGACAACAGAAGAUAUCUUGCUCGAAGAGACGCGCGAAAAGAUUGAACUCUUCCGCAACUACUAUCUCGUCUGUUUCCGAUCUUUCGACCAAGACCCAUACUCGCAGACAUACCUCGAGCCGCUCAACAUGUACAUUAUCGUCUUCCGCGAAGGCACUCUCUCUUUCCACUUUAGGGGCACUCCUCAUCCCCAAAACGUCCGCCGCCGAAUCAAGCACCUCAAAGACUACAUCUCUGUCACCUCUGACUGGAUCUCUUAUGCGCUUAUCGAUGAUAUCACCGAUGCGUUUGGGCCGUUGAUUCAGGGUAUCGAGUUUGAGGUCGAUAGUAUUGAUGAGCUGGUGUUGAUUCUCAAGGAGGCAGAACAGAGUGAUAUGUUGAGGAGGAUCGGAACGUGCCGAAAGAAGGUCAUGGGUCUGCUGAGAUUGAUGGGCAACAAGGCAGAUGUCGUAAAGGGUCUCGCCAAACGAUGUAACGAGCAAUGGCUGGUAGCUCCCAAAUCCGACAUCGGUCUCUACUUGUCCGAUAUCCAAGACCACUUGAUCACCAUGACGCAAAAUUUGAAUCACUAUGAAAAGAUUCUUUCGAGAUCACACUCGAAUUACCUUGCGCAGAUCUCUAUCGAGAUGACUGAUGCCAAUAACCAGAUUAACGAUGUUCUUUCCAAAUUGACUGCUCUUGGUACGGUCUUGAUUCCGAUGAACUUGGUAACAGGUCUAUGGGGUAUGAACGUCCACGUUCCGGGACAGGAUAUCGAAACGGGAUACUCUUGGUUUGGCGGUAUCCUGGGAUGUUUGUGUCUGUUUGCUAUCCUGGGUGCUUGGGCUACUGUAAGUGACAUUCAUGGGACAGCAAGAAACCACCGCUGAUCAUGCGGUUUAGUACAAGUGCUUUGUCGUUCGCUAGAGCUCUCCUUCCGUCUUUUCAUCUUUUAUUCUCGCAUAGCAACGUCUCCCUCUUUCGCAUCUCAUUUUGCUACUCGUACUACUUUGAAAGACUGUUUGUAUCGUUAGCGUAGACUUCCGUUUGAUUAUCGGCCGGGUUCCAACAGAGAAAAAAUGUGACAUAUAAUCUUGAUCAUCGCAUGUACUUGGUCGCAUUGCUC